GCUAGCCUUGCGGCAGCGACGUGACUUACGGCCGCCCCUCGUGAGCGCGUCCUUAGGCUCGAAUGUGAAGGCGGGAGUGCGAGCGGGGCGGGAUGACCCAGUCGGUGGUCGUCCAGGUCGGGCAGUGCGGGAACCAGAUCGGCUGCUGCUUCUGGGACCUGGCGCUGAGGGAGCACGCCGCGGUCAACCAGAAAGGAAUUUAUGACGAUGCGCUGAGCAGCUUUUUCAGGAACGUGGAUACCAGAGUGGUUGGUGAUGGCGGCAGUAUUUCCAGAGGAAGAAUAUCUUCUUUAAAAGCACGAGCCGUUUUGAUUGACAUGGAAGAAGGAGUAGUGAAUGAAAUUCUCCAAGGACCCCUGAGAGAUGUGUUUGAUAGCAAGCAGCUCAUCAUGGAUAUUUCUGGCUCGGGAAAUAAUUGGGCUGUGGGUCACAGAGUGUUUGGAAGUCUUUACCGGGAACAGAUUUUGGAGAAACUCCGGAAGUCAGCAGAGCACUGUGACUGCCUGCAGUGCUUCUUCAUCAUACACUCCAUGGGGGGAGGAACGGGGUCUGGACUUGGCACCUUUCUGUUAAAGGUGCUUGAAGAUGAGUUCCCAGAAGUGUACAGAUUCGUGACAGCCGUUUUCCCUUCCAGCGAGGAUGAUGUCAUCACCUCACCUUACAACAGCAUGCUGGCCAUGAAGGAGCUGAAUGAGCACGCAGACUGUGUGUUGCCCAUUGACAACCAAUCUUUAUUUGACAUCAUUAGCAAAAUUGAUCAUGUGGUAAAUUCUGGAAAGUUGAGUACAGCUGUGAAGCCUAAGAGUCUAGUUACUUCAAAUGUGGGGGCUGUUAAAAAGCGCCACACGAAGCCUUUUGAUGCAAUGAACAACAUUGUGGCCAAUCUGCUCCUCAGCCUGACAAGCUCUGCAAGAUUUGAGGGAUCCCUUAAUAUGGACUUGAAUGAGAUCAGCAUGAACUUGGUUCCUUUCCCUCAACUUCAUUAUCUUGUCUCAAGCCUUACACCUCUGUACACGCUGGCAGAUGUUAACAUUCCCCCUCGAAGAUUGGACCAGAUGUUUUCAGAUGCCUUUAGUAAAGAUCACCAACUCAUUCAAGCAGACCCCAGACAUAGUCUCUACCUCGCCUGUGCCCUCAUCGUUAGAGGAAGCGUACAGAUUUCAGAUCUUCGAAGAAAUAUUGAAAGAUUAAAACCUGCUCUUCAAUUUGUCUCCUGGAAUCAAGAAGGCUGGAAGACUAGCCUGUGUUCAGUACCGCCCGUGGGUCACUCCCAUUCAUUAUUAGCUUUAGCAAACAACACCUGUGUGAAGCCUACUUUCAUGGAACUGAGAGAAAGGUUCAUGAGGCUCUACAAGAAAAAGGCUCACCUGCAUCACUAUCUGCACGUUGAUGGGAUGGAGGAAGGUGCUUUUUCAGAUGCUCUGUCCUCUCUGUCAGCGCUCAUACAGGAGUAUAAUGACCUGGAUGCCACCAAGGGCAUGCCUGUGCAGGAUGUGCCUCGGCUGAGCGUGGCCUUGUGAAAGAAGAAGCUGAAAGUGCAUUGUUACUGUGUUCUGAUUCACACUGGUGUUUGUCCCCUUUCUCUUUCAGCAUUUUCUGUGAUUCAGAAAGCCCAAUUUGUUUUUCACAGUAUCAGGAAGUAUUUUAUCUAAAACAAUGGUUUCUAUUUCAUUAUAAUUUUUUUAUACCAAUGUGUGAGAUCACUUCUAGCAAUUUGUCAAAAUUAAGAGAGAGCCUGGCAUGGUGGUACACACAUGUAAUCCUAGUGUGUCUGACAUGCAGGAGGACUGCGUGUUCAGGGCCAGCCUGGGCUACACAGUGAGAGCCACUGUAAAGAGUGGUUCCCAUUGCUUUGCUUUACUCAUGGCUUCCUUCUACUGACCUUUGCACACUGUGAACACCUCAGGAAAGACUGUACAUAUCUUUUUAUAUUUAUGCUUUAUGUUUUCAUACUCUGUUUAAGUGCUGGAAAAGGAGGUCCUAGGAAUGGAAGAACACAUGUAUGAUGUCUGAGGACUUUGGGGGUAGUUUUUAAUAAAACUGAAAAGACUGCUUUGCUCUUUGAGUAAUAAUA
Messenger RNA from Peromyscus leucopus (white-footed mouse), 2074 nucleotides. It is a transcript of the gene Tube1, whose product is annotated as tubulin epsilon 1. The transcript is spliced from 12 exons. Gene Ontology annotation, molecular function: structural constituent of cytoskeleton; GTP binding. Gene Ontology annotation, cellular component: cytoplasm; microtubule. The coding region runs from base 93 to 1520 and encodes 475 amino acids. The record is from RefSeq and is a predicted model, not a curated record. Gene Ontology annotation, biological process: mitotic cell cycle; microtubule cytoskeleton organization. Lineage: Eukaryota; Metazoa; Chordata; Mammalia; Rodentia; Cricetidae.